This is a messenger RNA of Sitophilus oryzae (rice weevil), 4598 nucleotides long. RefSeq lists its product as uncharacterized. The transcript has 7 exons. Lineage: Eukaryota; Metazoa; Arthropoda; Insecta; Coleoptera; Curculionidae. The record is from RefSeq and is a predicted model, not a curated record. The coding region runs from base 796 to 4224 and encodes 1142 amino acids.
GUUUCUUGCCGUUUGUACGGUUUACGCGUAAACUAUUCGAUCAAAACUGGAGUUUUUAUGAAUAAAAAACCGUUUUUUCUCGUCAGAAAGUGUCUAGAAUAGUGUUUCGGGGCUGAAUCUUCGUGUUUUCGGUGUUAUUUUCCUAUUUGGAGUCGAAAGUGGUGAAAAAAACUCACCUGAGAGGUGUAUAGUUUGACGGAUCCUCGCUGUAAAGUGUUUUGUUUUGUUACUCUAGCAUUUGUUUUCGGAUAUUCGUUUGUUAUAAAGGAUCGCGCGGUGCGCUGACUUGACUGCGGGUCAUUCUUCGGCGUUCUUCAACUGUUUUACGAUGUUGUUUCGGUCUUUUUAGAUCGCGAUUGGCUCGAUUUGCCCGAGACUCCGGAGCGAGUUUUCUUCUUUUUUUAUUUCUUUGAUUUUCUUCUGUCUUUUUUUCUUUUAUUAUCUCCUCUUUGCGGUAGUAUUUCUCUGGUGUAUACCGUGCGUUCGGGAAAAGGGUGCGAUAUAGUGUGAAGUGUGAUUGUUUUUUCGUCGGAAUGUGGUGGUAUAUCAAAGGAUUUGGAUAAUAUUACCUGUAUGGAAGAAUAUAGCCUGUAUUCAUCAAAUUAGAGAGCUGGCUUAGGUUUAACCCGUUACGUGAUUGAGGCAAGCUGUCUUUGAUGAUAGACGAUAGAUGCAACUGUCAAAGCUUGGGGGAUUUGGAAAAAUAGGCUUUAUUAAAAGGAAAACCGAUAGUAGUACCGAUGCAGCACCGCCACCACCAUCCCCAGCCAACCCCGUUCCCGGCCUGAGCUCGCAAUGACGUCACAGCACCCCCUCAACCCCCCAUCACCACCCCCUCCGCCUCUACGCCCCUCGCAGGGCCGCCGGACGAAGAACACGAUGGCCACCGCCGCCUGCGACCGUCGUUCUUGCUCUUCAGCUGUUCAGUUUGUUGCGCCGCGUCAGUUCGGUGAAGAUGGCGGCGCUGUGAAGAAGUCGCAUCAGCGUCGCAACAUCAAAAGCAACAAAAAAUGCCGCAUCGUCAUGAAUCGGGAUGAGUCCAGUGGCGUGUCGUCUCCGAAGGGAUUUAGUGACGAUGAAAUAAUUAUUAAUAAUAAUAAUAGUGUUUAUUCAGUGCGACUAUGUGCCGUGAGUGAACAAGCACCGCAAAAAUCUGUCUGUGAUCCUUUUUUUAAAGACUGUUUACGUAAUUUAGAAUUAUUAUCGUGCUUUAAGUUAUUCGUGUGCCUAUUUAACUGUUUGGUCGGCUCGGUUAAGAGACGGAGCUGUGCCGUUAUGUUGCUGGCCGUUUCGACGUUUGUGAUCGGUGGGGUUGAUGGAUUCGCGAAUGAGUUCGACAAAACCGAGCAGUUUUUGGAUAAAAUUAAUCUGGAGCAGAGUAUUGCUGCGGUGUUCAACAAGGUGGCGUACGGGAGUACGACGAAAAGAAGUAUACCGGAUAAUUCGUAUCCGGUGACCACUUUGGCAACGCCGCUUCUAACCACGUACAGAUAUUCGGAUGGUUCAGACGAAUGGGCCCGAGUCGACCUGAAAAAUCGCGAAGUAGGCCUGGACAACCUGGACAGGUCCAACGUUGAAUUCGAGCAGCCCAACUUUGAGCCAGAGAACAAUCGCAGGGACACAGAAGGCUAUGGAGCCGACCUGGAAAAGGAUCACGUGUUGCCGACCUCAGCGCCCGCAGCGGACAUACUCAAAAACAACAAUAAUAGGCAUUACGCUAACCCAAACAGAUACAACAACGACCGAAUACGUCCAGACCUGAACUCACCUAAUGAACACGUCACCGAGAACAUCUACAAGACCACAACCACCUUCAACAACCUCCUCCGCAACGUCAAACCAACCAAAUCAAUGUACGGCAAAGCCUCUCCAAGUUACGUCCCUCCAAGUCGCGCGUUAUUCACUCCACCGUUACCACCGAACCUUCAAAAUCCGUACGCAGACAAACCUACACUGCGAGGUACAAAUUCUGAUAGUUUUGUGAACAGAAGACCCAUUCCACCACCAAGUCUUGUACCAGCAAAGGACCGGAUACCUUUUCGACCAGAUUUACCAAAAGUGAACAUAGAGAAGGCUCCUGCACGGCCUGGAGGUAUUGAACGUCCUUCAAACGUAAACCACGCUAACAGCGACUCAAAAAGUGAAAAGAAGAAGAGUUUGAACACUCCGAGCCAGAAUGUGCGCAUCGGUGACUUUUAUGGCAACAGAAACGCCAACGAAAGUAACUUCGAGUACGAAAAAAUCAACGUUCCUAGCAUCACAAGGAUUUUAAGCGGUUCAAACGGUCGUCAUGAUGAUAUUCCUGACGUUUUAUUACGGACAGUAACUGCAACACCUAACAUAGAAAAGUUUGAACCCAAAGUAACCAAAACUCGAGCACCCUCGGCUGAACCCAGCUUAAAAAGACAAGACCUGGAAAAACCAGAACUGCCAGAAGAAACACCUGAGGUACCCAUCGAAUCCAAAACAAUAUCCAAAGAAGAAGUACUAGUCCCUGACAACGUACGACCUUCCAUAGACCGAUCUGAGAGUGUGACAGUUAAAAAAGACUUCGUUCCUAAACAGGAGAAGAAGAACGUUUACGUUGAAGACGUGACAACGCAGAUUUCUGACAGUGUCAAUUUACCAAACGUCAAAGAGAAACAAACCAAUGUUACUGCAGUAGGUUCUGAUGAAAUAUGGUUAAUCUGCUGGAACGUUCAUGUGUAUUUGGUGGUUGUAGGAUACGUCCUUUUGGCAGCUUUUAGUAUCUACAAACUUAUACGAUAUGAAAACGACCCUCAUAUGUUCUCUAAGAGUUAUUUCUUAACUAUUCACUUGAUGCUCACAGUUAUAUGCGUCCUGAGGAUAUUUUACUUGAUAUACGAUCCAUAUAACUACCGAAAAAGAUUCAAUCCGUUCCUAUACGACUUUCUACAUAACUUUCCUUUAAGUCUUUUAGCAACAACCUUCGCGGUACUGAUUCUCUUUCUCCUAAAACGUACACUAACUCACUUGGAGGUAAAAACCAGACCAGUAGUUCUUGUUGUAUUCGCCUUGUUACAUAUAGUACUUUGUUUCUGUCUGAGUAUCUUUGAAACACUGGGAUAUUUAGAUAAAGCAUCGUUCACUAUAUGCAAAACUGUCUUUGUGCUACUAGCUUGGGCUUUAGGGUUUAGCUACUUGUACCUGUACAGGAUUAUAAAAAAUGUUCUGGCGAAAAAGAGUCAGAAUUUGAGCGAAAUGUGUACUCAGAACAUCUCGUAUGCUAGUCAUAUAACAAUUGCAGUGGCUUUACUGUUUAUUUUGUUGGGCUUGGUGCAACUAUACGCCUUGUUCUUCAUCAAGAACUUCACGUUUUCCUCUCAGGAAUUACCUCAUCACUGGAUACUUUGGAGUUUUGAACUGAGCGUUAGGUUUAUAGAGAUCUCUAUAAUUACAUUACUGGCGAUCGUGGUGAGUUUGAGAAUGUCCCAACGUGAAAAACAGGCUUCUGGAGGCUUUCCUCUGUUCCCCUGCACCACCAGUGAUUCUAGUACAGACAAUAUCUUUCCAAACAACUGUAACACCAACCCAAACGCACUGAACUACAGUAGACAAGAAAUGAUACAUGAUAACAUCCCUACUGAACCUGUAGAGCGACCUAACCUCCUCAAGAACGCGUUCCAAAACGACUCGUUUGAUAAAAGAAGUACCUUGGAACGAUACCAGAGCGACUCAGAACGUAAUUCAAACUUCGAUAGAUUCGAGCGUCCUAAAUGGGGCUCAGAUCGUUUUGAUUCCCGUCAAAAUAUCGACCAGGGGAGUCUGAGUAACUUUGGACAGCCUAGUAGCGGGAAUUUCGAGCGUACCGGUCAUAACUCGGUGCAUAACUCGAUGAGGAAUGAAAGGAGUAGCGCUCGGAAACAUCCAGGGUUUUAUACGAACAAUGAGGACUAUCAAAACGAUGUUUUGGCUGGUUCUGAGAGGAAUAUAUACAGUGAACCGAUAGAUAACCCUGCCGGGCACCAAUACGAGCGUACUAGACACGAAUUUGAGAGAAACGACUUUGAAAGGAGGUCAAGGAACUCUUCGAAUACCUCAGGGAGGAGGUCGACAGGUCGGGCAAGGAAAAACCAUCCUAGACCUCAUCUAGGGAUUCAAACCUUGCCUAAUCACGAGCGCGGGCAAACUAUGCUUGUUGAUGAGCAAGGGUUUGUUCGUUUCAAGGCAAUGAGGGAUCAGAAUCACUAUUCUGAUGCAUAAUGUUUGUUUCGGGCAGGGAAGAAAGGUGCUAAAGGAGAGGUGUUCCUGUGAAAGGGAGUUUAGAAAGUAAAUUGAGUUUUUUUUGGUUCGAUUUCUGGGGUGAAAAUACGUUAAAAAUAUUAAAAUUUUCUUUUUAAUAGAGUAUAAUUUUGGGUAGUAUGGACUACAAUUUUUUAUUUUCCCGUAAAUUCAUAAAUAAAAAUGUUUCUAAUCUCAAAUUUUUAGAAAUGAAUAGCUAGUAGUAUUAUUUAGAAGUGUCUCUCCUGUAAGAGUUUUAUAACAAAACAGAUAAUGAAAAAAAUGGACUGGGUGUUCCGAAUUGGAAACUUGGACAGCAUAUUCUGCAGAUAAAAAUAAGUAAAAAUGUUCGUAUA